AUGUACACUCGCGUGAGCGAAUGCACCGUGAACGUGGCACCACAGGUCGUAGUGGACAGCUCCGCCAGCUGGUUGGAGUCUGAUGCGCUGGACGGCACGCCUGGAUCAUCUAUCAACUCUGGAUCGGCACCCGCUCCCGCUUCAGCUCCGGCGCUCAGUUCCUCCGCUCUAUCUCCAGAUUCCCAAAGCAGCCGGUCGAACAGCAGUUCAAGACAUCGCACACACCAAAUAGUACGAAAUCUCCUCGGCCAAGCCAAGUUGUUUCGUCUCAGAACCGCUGCGAAGAUGUCAGAAGUGCAUUUCCAGUCGCUGUUGUUGAAGCGGUCACGUUCAGAUGAUAGUAGAGUAUCCGGGAAAAUGGAGUCGUUAUCGGGAGAGGAGGAGAACGCUUUGGUGACCGGGAGGAAUGGAGAUGAGAACGGGGAUGAGAACGAGGAUAUCCCUACCUUUCUAAAUUUGCCCGGUGCAGAAAUACAUAAGAAAUUCGUCGAUAUCGAAAUCCUUCAAGCAAUGCGCCUGUCAGGAGCCGAAGGGACAACGGGUGGAGGAGAGCAGAAAUUUGUGGUAGAAGAUAGCCCAGAGAUCCUGCCAAGGAAUCGAUACAUAAAUAUUCAAGUGUGGUCACACUCCCGGAUUCACCUCAAAGUACCUGACGGGGAAUGUGAUUUUAUUAACGCAUCGCCGAUAUCUCUAACCCACCCCAAAACUGGGGCGACUGCUCGCUACAUUGCUGCACAGGGCCCUAAAUCCGGCUACCUGGAGCACUUUUGGAAUAUGGUAUUUCAUGAAACCGGAGACACAGCUGUUGUGGUCAUGCUCACUCAGACCUACGAGCAAGGGAAAGAAAAAUGCGCCUUGUAUUUCCCCCUAAAUAUGGACGCGCCCGUCACCCAAAUUUCUCGCGCGGUCACUGAUCCCUUCGUCGAUCGCAACGGUGAUGGUACCGAUGACAAUAUCGGAAAGGUCACGAUCUUGGAAUGCACCUACGACGAAGAGUGCCGUUCUGAAGUCCGCAAACUCGAACUCAUCCUUGGCUCGCAAUCUAAGAUUGUCUGGCAUUAUCUAUUUGCCGGGUGGUCCGACUACACGAAGCCACAAGGGAAGGACCGCAAUGCACUUAUCAAGUUGACCAAAGCCACUGCGGAAAAGGCCGGUUCUCUAGACAAUCCUCGUGUUGUACAUUGCAGCGCUGGCGUCGGACGGACAGGCACGUUCAUAACCAUCGACCACCUGCUGCGGGAAAUGCGGACGGGAGACCUGUUGAAAGUAACUGGCGACUCAGAUCCGAUUUUCAAUACGGUGAAUCUGCUCCGCGAGCAACGGAUGUGCAUGGUCUACACCGAAUCGCAGUACCAGUUUCUCUACGACAUUCUCAAGGAACAGGUUCUCCUUUUCCUUAGCCGAGAUGUGAACGCUAGGAAAUUGAAGUCGCCUGGAUCCCGCUCGCAGAAGUUGGCGAAACUCUCUAGCGAUACGGAUACGCCCUUUGAACCCACGCAGAAGGAGGAACUUGUUCCUGUUGUUGACAUCAUUCCUAGCCCAGUCAAAAGCUAG
Paracoccidioides brasiliensis Pb18 is the source of this 1554-nucleotide messenger RNA. RefSeq lists its product as uncharacterized. Gene Ontology annotation, molecular function: protein tyrosine phosphatase activity. The record is from RefSeq and is a predicted model, not a curated record. Gene Ontology annotation, biological process: protein dephosphorylation. The transcript has 4 exons. The coding region runs from base 1 to 1554 and encodes 517 amino acids.